Messenger RNA from Cydia amplana, 3848 nucleotides. RefSeq names its product 1-phosphatidylinositol 4,5-bisphosphate phosphodiesterase gamma-1 (gene sl). Gene Ontology annotation, molecular function: calcium ion binding; protein binding; phosphatidylinositol-4,5-bisphosphate phospholipase C activity. Gene Ontology annotation, biological process: positive regulation of epithelial cell migration; release of sequestered calcium ion into cytosol; phosphatidylinositol-mediated signaling. NCBI's taxonomy places the organism in Eukaryota, Metazoa, Arthropoda, Insecta, Lepidoptera, Tortricidae. The coding region runs from base 174 to 3782 and encodes 1202 amino acids. The record is from RefSeq and is a predicted model, not a curated record. The transcript has 15 exons.
AACAACAGCGGAAUGCUGCACAGUACAGAUUUUAUUAAUUCAAUUUGCUUUAUAAACUUUAGGUUGAACUGAAAGUUUUUUAUGAAACAAUUAAAGUUGAUCCUCAGUUUAUAAUUAAUAUAUUCCAUGUGGUUGAAAAAGUAUAAGCGGGCCGCGUGAGCAAAUAAAUCGCGAUGAGUUCCGUGUGUUAUAACGGCGGCGGCGACAGGCUCAUUCACGAGGCCGAUCAGCUCAUAUCGUAUAUAGAACGGGGGUCUACGGUGCUGCUGUUUUAUCCGCGGAAGAGGCCGGACCAGCGGACGCUGUCGGUGAGGCGAGAGACGCACCAGGUGAUCUGGUAUCGUUCGUCGAGUGGGACCCAGCAAAGGCACGCUUAUGAGGGCGCCCUCGACAUCCGGGACAUCAAGGAGGUCAGAGUGGGCAAGUCUUCGAAGGACUUCGAGCGCUGGCCCGAGGACACGAAGCGUCUCGAGAGCUCCAAGUGCUUUACGAUAUAUUAUGGCACUGAGUUUAAGUUACGAUCUGCCUCAUUUGCUGCGCAAACGGACAAGGACUGCGAGGCUUGGGUGAAAGGAGUCAGGUUCCUGGUGGAUGAAGCAAUUAAUGCCCCGUACCCACUGCAGAUUGAAAGGUGGCUUCGGAAAGAGUUCUACGCCAUAGAGAACUCACAUGAAAAAAUAUCUCUGAAAGAGGUGAAGGCUUUCCUGCCGAAGAUCAACUGCAAGAUAUCGACGAGCAAGCUGAGAGAUAUAUUCCAGGAGGUGGACACAAACAAAAGAGGCGAGAUCAGCUUCGAUGACUUCUCUACACUGUAUCACAAGCUGAUAUUCGAUGAGAACAACGUCCACGACGUCUUCGACAAGUACUCGCUGUACUGCGCCAACGGGACAACGAUAACGCUACGAGAGUUCCAGAAGUUUCUACUGGUGGAACAACAUGACCGCAUGGGAGAUGACGAGGCGAGGGCGUCACAGUUUAUACGGGACUAUCUCAAGGAUCCUCAGAGGGAUUGCUAUGAGCCCUCAUUCACACUUAUGGAGUUCAUCGAGAUGCUGUUCUCAAAGCACAACUCCAUCUGGGACGCGCGCCACGACCACGUGACGCAGGAGAUGACGCGCCCGCUCUCGCACUAUUGGAUAUCCUCCUCGCACAACACGUACCUAACCGGCGAUCAGUUCUCAAGCGAGUCCUCUUUAGAGGCCUACGUAAGGUGCCUGCGGUCCGGCUGCCGGUGCAUCGAGCUCGACUGCUGGGACGGCCCCGACGGCACGCCCUUCAUCUACCACGGACACACGCUCACCACCAAGAUACGCUUCAUGGACGUACUGAGAACCAUCAAGGAACAUGCCUUCAUCACCUCAGACUACCCUCUCAUACUAUCCAUAGAAGACAACUGCUCUUUACCACAGCAAAGAAGAAUGGCCGGCGCAUUCAAAGAUGUCUUCGGGGACAUGCUCCUAAUACAACCUUUCGAGAAAAAUGAAACCAGCCUCCCAUCCCCUCACGAUCUGAGACGCAAAGUCAUUUUAAAACACAAGAAACUUCCCGACGGCGCCGAGGAAAACUCCUUCUCCAUCAAACAGGAGGAGGGCAAAGAGUUAGACUUGAGAAAUACUAUCAAAAACGGGAUUUUACUACUAGAGGACCCUGUAGAUCGCGAAUGGCAUCCACAUGCUUUCUUCCUAACAGAGAACAAGCUGUAUUACACGGAGAAUUAUAAUACACAAGUCGAGACGGACGCGGAAAGCGAUGGUGAAUCGGAGACGGAGAGCAACGCCUCUGUGCCUCAGAACGAAUUGCAUUUCGGAGAGUGUUGGUUCCACGGGAAACUGGCAGGGAAUAGACAAGAGGCAGAGGACUUGCUAAGAGCCCAUGCACACUUGGGUGAUGGUACAUUUUUAGUGAGAGAAAGCGUGACGUUCGUGGGUGAUUAUUGCCUGUCGUUCUGGAGGCAAGGCAAGGCGAACCACUGUCGGAUAAAGUUGAAACAGGAGCGGGGGCUGACGAAGUAUUACCUGAUUGAUUCGAUUUGCUUCGACAGCUUGUACAGCCUGAUCACGCAUUAUAGGCAGCAUCCGCUGAGGAGCCAGGAGUUCCUGAUCACCCUGAAGGAGCCUGUGCCCCAACCCAACAAGCAUGAGGGUAAGGAGUGGUUCCACCCGCACCUGAACCGCGCGCAAGCCGAGGAGUUACUGAGGAAGGCCAACUGUGAUGGUGCCUUCCUCGUGCGCCCAAGCGAGAAAGACAGAGGGUUCGCUAUUAGCUUCCGGACAGAGAAAGAGAUAAAGCACUGCCGGAUAAAGCAAGAAGGCCGCCUGUACGCCAUAGGUACAGUCACGUUCGAAAGCCUGGUCGAGCUCGUCUCCUACUACGAAAUACACCCGCUGUACAAGAAAGUACGCCUCUGGUACCCGAUAAGUGACGAUAUUGUUAGGAAGAUUAUAUCUGAACCCGACGACAGUUCCGUGUAUGGGACCCCCGGCUAUAUGGACCCCACCUCUUUCACGUCCAAGGUGACCGUAAAGGCGUUGUACGACUACCGAGCCCGUCAAGACGACGAGCUGUCGUUCUGCAAGCACGCCAUCAUCACCAACGUGGACAAGCCCGACGCGGGCUGGUGGCGCGGCGACUACGGCGGCAAGCGGCACCACUGGUUCCCCGCCAACUACGUGCAGGAGAUAGAGACCAGAGUGCCGGAUAUCGCUAGUUGCCUAGAAACGGACGCGAGCGCCCUCGGCUCCUGGCAGAAGGGCGUGGUGGACGUGAACGGGGCCAUCGUGGACCUGUUCGUGGGGGAAGAGGACGGUUCGCCGCGCUGGCUCGUGCGGAUACAGAGCCCCAGCAUGUGCGCGCCGUUCGAGAUGCGAGCGCCUAACAACGAGCUAGCCCUCGAGUGGCUUUCAGCUAUCAAGGAGGCUGCACACAGCGCAAGCGCAAGAUCUCUUCAGCACCGCAAAAUGGAACGCACGUGGCGCAUAGCUCGCGAGAUGUCCGACCUCAUAGUCUACUGCCGCUCCGUCGCCUUCAGCCAGGACCGCCUCCGGAACAAGGGCUUCAUCUACAACGAGAUGUCCUCCUUCCCCGAGACCAAAGCGGAGCGCCUCAUGUGCCAACAGGACAACAACUUCUUCCUCAAAUACCACACCAUACAACUCAGCAGAAUCUACCCCAAAGGCCAACGCAUAGACUCCUCAAACUACAGCCCGGUUCAAUUCUGGAACUGCGGCUCUCAAAUGGUAGCGCUGAACUACCAGACCGCCGAUAAACCAAUGCAAUUAAACAUGGGGAAGUUUAAAGAAAACGGCGGUUGCGGAUUCGUUUUGAAGCCUCAGUUCAUGUUCGAGGAAGGCUACAAUCCCUACGACAAAAAGAGUAUAGAGAGGAAAGUGACCCCUGUGACGGUGAUGCUCCGAGUUAUUGGGGCGCGGCACCUGUGCAAGUCUGGGCGGGGCACGGCUAGUCCCUUCGUGGAAGUGGAGAUCAUUGGGGCUGAUUACGAUUCAGGGACCAAGCUUGUUACUAAGACUGUCGCGGACAACGGCAUCAACCCGGUAUGGAACGACAUAUGCGAGUUCGAGGUGUUCAACCCCGAGCUGGCGCUCAUCCGGUUCCUGGUGCAGGACGAGGACAUGUUCGGAGACCCCAACUUCAUCGGGCAGGCCACAUACCCCCUCAAGGGCCUACGGACCGGAUACCGAAGCGUGAUCCUGACCAACGGCUACUCCGAGGAGCUGGAGCUGUCAUCUCUCCUAGUUCACCUCAAGCUGGUCCAAGGUCGCUGAUCAACCCACGCAGCCACCCUCACAAGUGGCCACACACAUAAACUAAGUUGUACUACAGCUUGAGCC